Molecule: messenger RNA, 603 nt
Organism: Orbicella faveolata
Lineage: Eukaryota; Metazoa; Cnidaria; Anthozoa; Scleractinia; Merulinidae
Biological process (GO): protein quality control for misfolded or incompletely synthesized proteins; mitochondrion organization
Cellular component (GO): mitochondrial inner membrane
Molecular function (GO): ATP binding; ATP-dependent peptidase activity; metalloendopeptidase activity
Source: RefSeq, a predicted model, not a curated record
AUGUUUUAUCUUUUUGGUGUAAUCCCUGACUGUAAAUUUCAGAUCUUGUCACCAUCAAAUGAACUUGGCAGCCCAUCCUCUUACGGCACAGCAACCUCUCCUGCCAUUCAGACUGGAACUGAAGAUAAUCCUGUUUAUGUUAUUACACAAAACCAGAAAGGUGCAUUUUUCAAGGAACAACUCUGGAACACAGUCAGAUUUCUCAUUGCUUUGUUUCUAAUUCUCUCCUUGAUUGAAGCACAACUCCAGAUGAAGAUGAGCUCAAGUCAAAAGGAUAUCCAUCCUGACAAUGUGGACAGAAAAUGCAGAUUUACAGAUGUCCAAGGGGUGGAAGAGGCAAAACAAGAGUUAAAGGAUGUGGUUGAGUUUCUGAGAAACCCAGAAAGAUUUAAGAGGCUCGGAGGAAAAAUGCCAACAGGGGUGCUACUGAUUGGCUCACCAGGAACGGGGAAGACUCUUCUUGCCAAGGCUGUUGCAGGCGAGGCUGGAGUACCGUUCUUUUUCUGUUCUGGUUCCGAGUUUGAUGAAAUGUUUGUUGGUGUCGGGGCUGCACGAGUCAGAAAUCUCUUUUGUAAGUGCAGUUAUUAAUUUGUAAUUAACAAU